Phragmites australis (common reed) is the source of this 3368-nucleotide messenger RNA. Its product is annotated as putative aconitate hydratase, cytoplasmic. Gene Ontology annotation, molecular function: 4 iron, 4 sulfur cluster binding; aconitate hydratase activity. Gene Ontology annotation, cellular component: mitochondrion; cytosol. The transcript is spliced from 21 exons. The coding region runs from base 329 to 3055 and encodes 908 amino acids. NCBI's taxonomy places the organism in Eukaryota, Viridiplantae, Streptophyta, Magnoliopsida, Poales, Poaceae. The record is from RefSeq and is a predicted model, not a curated record. Gene Ontology annotation, biological process: tricarboxylic acid cycle; citrate metabolic process.
AGCCCGGACAAGAUUCUGAUCGAUACUUGUUUGAGGUCAUGUACUUUUGAUGGGGGUUCAUUCUGGGAGGAACACAGGAAGCUCAUGGGGCUCUAGGGGUUUGGAUCCUGAGGAACAUCCUAGUGGAGGUAGCAAGCUCGGUGAGGAGGAUAGGGAAAUGGAGAAGCCAUUGGGUGUAGGAAACGAGUGCUCCUUUUAUGUUCUUUUGCACUUGCACAAAUGACUACAGAGGUGACAGUGGGAAGAAUGGGAGGAGGCGAUGGCAGGGAAGUCCAGCUAAAGGAAGAGCACACCACAGCCUACCACUGGCAGCAGCGACGACAAUAUAAUGGGGAUGAAGGGGAGGAGGAGGCAAGCUACCAAGCAUGCCUUCAAGAAUAUUUUGGCCAGCCUCCCUAAGCCUGGUGGUGGUGAAUAUGGAAAGUUCUACAGCCUUCCUGCACUAAAUGAUCCAAGGAUCGAUAAGCUUCCCUACUCCAUCCGCAUUCUUCUGGAGUCAGCUAUCCGCAAUUGUGAUAACUUGCAAGUUACGAAGAAUGACGUCGAGAAAAUCAUCGAUUGGGAGAACACAUCUCCAAAGCUGGCUGAGAUACCUUUCAAGCCAGCGAGAUGCAUUCUUAUGGACAACACUGGAGUCCCAGCGGUUGUAGACCUUGCAGCUAUGCGCGAUAUGAUGGCAAAGUUGGGCUGUGAUCCCUACAAGAUCAAUCCAUUGAUUCCAGUGGAUGCUGUUAUUGACCAUGCGGUGCGAGUGGAUGUAGCAAGGUCGCAUGAUGCAUUGGAUAAAAACAUGGAGCUGGAGUUUGACCGCAACAAAGAAAGGUUUGGUUUCCUUAAAUGGGCGUCCACUGCUUUCCACAAUAUGCAGGUUUUCCCCCCUGGUUCUGGUACUGUACACCAGGUCAAUCUUGAGUAUCUUGCCCGAGUUGUCUUCAACAAAGAUGGCAUUAUGUACUUUGACAGCGUGGUUGGCACUGACUCACACACCACUAUGAUUAAUGGUCUCGGUGUUGCUGGUUGGGGAGUUGGUGGUAUUGAAGCAGUUGUUGCAAUGCUUGGGCAGCCAAUGGGCAUGGUUUUACCUGGUGUGGUUGGGUUCAAGUUGACUGGAAAGUUACGGGAUGGUGUCACUGCUACUGACCUUGUUCUUACUAUGACCCAAAUGCUAAGGAAGCAUGGUGCUGUUGGCAAAUUUGUCGAAUUUUAUGGUGUGGGUGUUGGUGAGCUGUCUUUGCCUGCCAGGGCCACAAUCGCCAACAUGUCUCCAGAAUAUGGGGCUACCAUGGGCUUCUUCCCUGUAGAUCAUGUGACAUUGGAUUAUCUAAAAUUAACAGGACGAAGCGAUGAAACUGUGUCAAUGAUUGAAGCAUAUCUGCGAGCUAACAAGAUGUUCGUGGAGCGCCAUGAGCCUCAUACAGAACGAGUUUACUCUUCAUAUCUUGAGCUGGACCUUAAUGAGGUGGAGCCUUGCGUUUCAGGCCCGAAGAGGCCUCAUGACCGUGUUCCUUUGAAAGAAAUGAAAUCAGAUUGGCAUGCUUGCCUGGACAACGACGUUGGUUUCAAGGGUUUUGCAGUGCCAAAGGAACUCCAGGAUAAAGUUGUGAAAUUUGACUUUCAUGGACAACCUGCUGAAAUCAAGCAUGGCAGUGUUGUUCUUGCAGCAAUAUGUAGUUCCACAAACACAUCAAAUCCUAGCGUUAUGGUUGGUGCUGGCCUUGUGGCAAAGAAAGCCUCCGAAUUGGGCCUUGAGGUGAAGCCAUGGGUAAAGACAAGCCUUACCCCUGGGUCUGUGGUUGCACGUGAAUACUUGAAACAUAGUCACCUUCAAGAUUAUUUGAACCAGCAGGGGUUCCAUCUUGCUGCAUUUGGCUGUGCCACUUGCGUCGGCAACUCUGGCAACCUUGAUGAAUCUGUAUCAGCUGCCAUCACAGAAAAUGAUAUUGUUGCUGCUGCUGUGCUGUCAGCCAACCGUAACUUUGAGGGUCGCGUGCACCCUCUGACUAGGGCUAACUACCUCGCCUCCCCGCCUCUAGUUGUUGCCUAUGCUCUUGCUGGCACUGUUGACAUCGAUUUUGAGAAAGAACCCAUUGGAGUCGGAAAGGGUGGCAAAGAAGUUUACUUCAGGGAUAUAUGGCCCACAACCGAAGAAAUCGAACAGGUUGUCAAAUCCAGCGUGCAGCCUUACAUGUUCACGCAAACAUACGAGUCCAUCAUGAAAUGUAACCAGAGGUGGAAUGAGCUCACGGUUCCCGAGGCGGCACUCUUCCCAUGGGACCCAAGCUCCACAUACAUUCGCAAUCCCCCCUACUUUGAGGGCAUGGCCAUGUCCCCACCCGGCCCCCCAACGGUGAAGGAUGCCUACUGCCUGCUCAACUUAGGGGACAGCAUCACGACGGACCAUAUCUCGUACUCAGGGAGCAUCCCUGAGGACAGCCCUGCUGCCAAGUAUCUAUGCGCGUGUGGCGUGGAUCGGAAGAACUUCAGCUCCUAUGGUGGCCGGCGUGGCAACAACGAGGUGGUGAUGAGGGGAGCAUUUGCAAACAUGAGGAUUAUAAACAAGCUUAUGGAUGGCAAGGCUGGACCCUGGACAGUUCAUGUUCCUACCGGGGAGAAGCUUUAUGCCUUCGAUGCGGCCAUGAAAUACAAGUCCGAGGGUGAUGAUACGAUCAUUAUUGCUGGUGCUGAGUAUGGGAGUGGCAGCUCUCGUGACUCCGCUGCCAAGGGACCAAUGCUCCUGGGUGUCAAGGCAGUGAUUGCCAAGAGCUUCGAGCGUAUCCACCGAAGCAACUUGGUGGGGAUGGGAAUCAUUCCUCUCUGCUUCAAAGCUGGCGAGGAUGCAGAUUCACUCGGCCUUAAUGGACACGAGCGCUACACCAUCCAUCUCCCUACCAGCAUCAACGAGAUACAUCCCGGCCAGGAUGUGACCGUAACAACCGACAAUGGGAAAUCCUUCACUUGCACUCUUCGCUUGGACACAGAGCUGGAGCUGGCAUACUUCAACCAUGGAGGCAUCCUCCCGUACAUCAUCCGCAACCUAGCAGGACCGCGGAUAUAAGUUAAAAUUUAUUGGUGAAAUAAAAGGGGAACAUACUGGCUCCGAUUCUGGAUCUUGCUAUAGUGAGGGGAGGAGGACAAAGACACGGUAAUACAAUUGGUGUGUUGUACUUUUGAGACUAUGGUUAUGGAGUUGUUCGCCAUGUAUCGGUAGAGAUUUAGUAAUAGGCUAUGUGAUUGAUUGUACUAUCCAAACUUUAUUAGCAAACUAUUCUUUUGAUUUCAUUUGCUUGGUUAUAUCAGCCUAGUGUUGCAACAAUGUAAUAAGUAACAGCUGCAUGCAUCUCUGAAUGCAAGGUCGGGAUAUUAUUUUA